AUGGCAUCGAAUCCAUUAUCUGUAUUGAUGCCAAUAAAGACAUUGAAUCCAGAAGUGGACGACUAUUGGCUGUCAGUACCGGCGACCGUGAAAACCAUCGAUGGUCUCAAACUACAUGUACUGACCAAUGAAGCCAUCGACACAGACAUCAAUGUCCUCGACCUACACCUCUAUAAGUCCAAUGGUAUACUUCGCGGCCAAUCGUCCAUCGCUGGUGUUAUUAGAGACAAAGAUCGCAUCGAAAUGCGGAUCAAAUGUAAAUGUGUGGCCAAACGGUCUAAGACUACACCGACUGUCACCCGACCGACACCUGUGGCCAGGGAUGGACAGACUCCGCGAUCGCCACUGACUCCGGCGGCCAUUGACUCGCAGUCCCUAUCAUUACUUCACGACUUCUAUAAGACGCUCUCUAAGCAGAUCCAGUCACUGACCGCCAGUCAAAGAGAAACACUAGUCAUCAAAGACAGGGAUGGAUUGGCCGCGCAAUUGACAAACAAAGAUAAUGAGCUUAAGAGGCAGACAAAGAGUAUGUCCCAAGAGUUGGAGACCGAGCGCCAGCGUUGCCAUCAGUUGCAGCAACAGAUUCAGUCGCUGAUCGCCGAUAAGACAUCGGCCAUCAAAGACAGGGAUCUAUUGUUCGCACAAAUAGGCGAUAAGGAUAACGAGAUGCGGAGACAAUUAGAGAUUUUGUCCGUAGACUACGAGUCCCAACGCCAGCGUUGCGUUGAGUUGCAGCAACAGAUCCAACUGAUGGACACUAACAAGUCUAUGGCCAUCAAAGAAUGGCACAAAAUGGUCGCACAAUUGGCCGAUAAAGAUAAUGAGCUGAAGAAUAUGGCCCGAGAGAUGAAGACCGAACGCAACCGUUGCUAUCAUUUGCAGCAACAGAUCCAGUCGCUGACCGCCGACAAGACACUGGCCAUCAAAGAAAAGGACAAAAUGGCCGCAGAAUUGGCACAAUUUAAGAAUAAGGCAGCGCUGGCACAGAAUGUGGCCCAAGAUGUUAAGAGACCCUUUGGUUACGACGAAUUUAUUAAAAAGUUGCGUACAUUGUCCACAGACAGGUCCCGCACACCGGUCUCCCCUUUGGCCAGACUUUCCAUUCCCGGAACCCCUGGCCAUCGGUUUGGAGCUGAUCCCAGCGCUCAAACAUUGUGUCCAGAAGUGGACGACUAUUGGCUGUCAAUAUCGCCGUCACUGAAGACCAUCGAUGGUCUCAAACGACAGAUACUGACAGACAAUUGCAUCGUCAAAGACAUGGAUGACGUGCAGCUCUAUCUCUACAACGGCUUACUUCGUGGCAACGCUUCCAUCGGUGAUGUCCUCCAAAAUAGAGAUUGCAUUGAAUUGCGGGUAAAGUUUGCGGACACAAAGCGGAUCAGCUCUUUGGUGGACAAUAAUUUUGGGAGACAUAAAAGGAUUAAAAGUUCUUCUAUUGAUUGCAUUACUGUCGACAACUCCGACGACGAGUCAAUGAGUAGUCGAUCGGGUGUUCAGAUUAUCGUUAAGACAGAAAGCGGUUCCAUGUCUUCACCAAAAGUGGUCAUCAAAUCGGAGGUUAUGAGCGAAACAGAAGACACCGAAAGUGUUGACAAAUCAAUGAAUGUCUGCGAAGACAAUGUAAAACAGGAAGUAAUAGUAAAGAGUGAGUCCAAUAUAUCGUCGGCAGCGGUGGUCAGUGACGCCGAAGCCGCGCACCAAUGGCUACCCUAUAGCCAGCCGUGCGGGACAUGUGAUUACUUGGGCUGCGAAGGACAGGCGUGUGGUGUCGCCCCCUCUGAUGGCAAUGAUAUGGCUAUUGAAUGGCUGGAGUGUCGGUCCCGUUGCGGUCUGGCCUUUAAGAGUAGAGCACUGUUGGCCAAACAUCACCUUAACUCACAUCCCAGAGCUUUCCCAGACAUACCACGGAUUAAGUGUCAACACAUGGGCUAAGUGGAGAACUAUGUGUUGCCAAUACCACCGACAGUGACGACCAUCGAUGGUCUCAAACGACAUAUACUGACAGACAAUUGCAUCGACAAAGACAUGGAUGACGUGCAGCUCUAUCUCGUCGGUACCUCUAGCAGCUUACUUCGUGGCCAUCUAUCCAUUCGUGGUAUUCUCUGCAAUAGAGAUACCAUUGAAGUACGAGUCAAAUAUCGGAUCAGCUCUUCGAUGGCCAGAAUUAAUAGGACUAGAAGUUCGUCGAUUGAGUGCUUAAAUAUUAUGAAAUUGGCGAAAACAAUGGCACUACAAGUGGAACCGCAACCAUCACCGCCGGGAAGUGACCACCAGUCGGACCAAUGGCUGCGCGUAUGCCCUGAACCGGACUGUGGCUAUAGGACUGCGUCCAAAGUAGACUUCAAUCACCAUAAGCUGAUCCAUAGGGCGCGCUGUCAACUGUGUUUUUACACGUUUAAGAGUAUACACCGAUUGAACAAACAUCACCUCAGAUCACAUCCCAAUGACUUCCCAACCAUUCCGUGGAUUACUUGUCCGCACAAUGGCUGCCGGUUUGCCACUAAAGACAGUUCCGUGAAGACAUUGCGCUCAGAAGUAGAGGACUAUUGGCUGCCAAUUCAGCCGACACUGAAGACAAUCGAUUGUCUUAAACGACAGAUACUGUCCAAUGAAUGCAUCGACAAAGACAUGGAUGACGUGCAGCUCUAUCUGUCCGAUGGCUUACUUCGCGGCGACUCAUCCAUUGGUGAUGUCCUCGUAAACAGAGAUCGCAUUGAAUUGCGGGCCAAACGGCGGAUCAACUCUUUGCCCGACUCUACUGUUGGUCACCAAAUGAAGUCAGAGCCAGCACUUGAAUGCAUUACUGUCGAGGAUUCAGAUGACGAGACAAUGGGUGACACAUCGGGUGUUCAGACAAUUGUUAAGACCGAAAGCAUUUCCGGGAAUCAAUUGAAUGGCAACGACAAGCCAUCGAUAGUUUCCUCAACAUCUGUGGCAAAUCAUUUGGAGAUAUCUUUGCCACCAAAAGUGGUCAACUCUUCAGCGGUCAGCACUUCUGGCUAUAAAAAGAGUAAAAGUGUUGUGAAUGAGUGCUUCACUAUCGAGGACUCGGAUGACGAGUCAAUGAGUGUCCGAUCGGGUGUUGAGAUCAUCGUUAAGAUUGGAAAUCAAUUGAAUGCUUUGCCAGAAAGUAGAGACAAAUGGGCAACGAUUUUCAAUUGGGAUCCAAUUGUUAGUCAAUCACAAGCCAAUAGUGAUGCGCCAAAAGUGAUGACCAAAUCGGAGGCCAAACGAAAAUCAGAGACAAAACCGGUCAACAAAUCAAUGAAUGAGUCCAAAGUUCGGGUGAUAACCGAUACUACGGCCAGUAUGUCGUCGGCAGCGGUGGUCACACAAUCGACCGAUAAAUGUCACACAACAAGCGUUGCCACCAAAACAAUGAGACCCAAAGCCACUGGACAUCUAAAUCUAAGCCGAGCGCCGGGAAGUGGUCGCCGAAGUGGUGGCCGUAAGUUGCGUGGGAUUCGGUGCCGAAGACCCGGAUGUAAUUACGAGUCUUUUAGCGUAACUGAUCUGAAGAAUCACGAGUGCGGCCGUUAUCUCAAAUGGCAGUUAUGUGGCGGUAAGGCUCGCCGAUCACGCGCUGACCACUCGGCGGCCACUCAAUGGUCUGAUCGUCCGAUGAAUAUCUGUUUGUUUAAGAUUAAGAAUAUAUCUCACAAUUGA
Messenger RNA from Medioppia subpectinata, 3666 nucleotides. Lineage: Eukaryota; Metazoa; Arthropoda; Arachnida; Sarcoptiformes; Oppiidae. The record is from the annotation of a GenBank genome assembly.